AUGACCUCGAAUGUAGUGCCUGUGGUUCGAAACACUCGAUAGCCGAAGAAAGACCUCUCCACCUUUUUGUCGAGGUGUGAAACCCGCGGCUUGACUUGUGCACACCUCCGCUUCCAUUGACUGUGUUUCUUCCUCAAUUUCAGGUUUUCCUAACCAGCUCCCUCCGAUCAUAUCCAUCGCAGCCUUGUUUGCGUUUGCCGACCCUCCAGAGAAAGAGUACACAAUCGUGGCUUAGACGCCAGGCGAACUCCAACAAAGCAGAAGAGAACAAUGCCUGACUUUGCCUCGCACGACUACUGGGACACUCGAUUCACAAAAGACCGCACCCCUUUCGACUGGCUGAUCCCAGCCACUGCUCUUCGCGAUGUCGCAACAGAUGUGGUCGAUGAUGCCGACGCACUACACAAUGCCCAAGUACUGCACAUUGGAUGCGGCACUUCAGAUGCCUCUAUCCUCCGCGAUAUGGUCGAGAAUCCCGCCCAGGUCCACAAUAUUGACUUCUCGUCGGCGGCGAUCGAAGCUGCUUCGGAGCGGGAGACGAAUAUUCUAUCCAAAUCCAAGGCUCCCGAUGUGACGAACGUUUCCCAGGACCAGGAACAAUGGGUGCAAUCGAAAUUGACAAACAUGCGAUGGUCGUGCAUGGAUCUGCUGUCUCUAGACUCGACUCUUGACCUUUUACAGCGUCAAGAGGAGGAGGCCGGCCGUUUGUUUGAUCUGGUAUUGGACAAAUCUACAAGCGAUAGCAUCUCUUGUGGUGCCAACAGACUCAUUUAUUUACCCUAUCCACUCUCCCCCAACGGCUGGACAAGGCGAAUCCUCCAAGGUGGUGCACAUCACUCCGCGGAAGUCCACCCGCUGCACGUACUGGCUGUACAUCUAGCGGCGUUGACUACACCAAAGAGUGGGAGGUGGGUCGUGAUCUCGUACAGCGAGGAUCGAUUUCCGUUCCUACCUCCGUUGCCUCACAGUGCUUCCACCGGUCUGCUGGACGACUCUACAAUCCAAGCGGGCUUCACUCACCCGAAUCAGUUGUGGACUCUGGAAACAAAGGAGAAAAUCGACCUGGAUGCGAACCGAGACGAGACCCUGGCGCAGCGACGUAAGCGACUGUCAGCUGGCGUUGUGCAUCGACCAAAGAUCACACAUUGGCUGUACGUGUUGCGAAGGACGGAAGCUCUGGUCACUGACUGAAGCUUGAGAGGCGAGAAAUAUCGACAGACGCUGGCUGAAUCGCUAUCACUUAUUAAUGCAACACAUUCAAUCUGACUCCGGACGGCCCAUCUCUUCGGGUCGAAAUCACCAGUGCUGAUGGAGUACAAGCAAGAGCCAAUUCCGCGGCUAGUAUAGGGCCUCCUACCUCGGGCCACUGUCCAAAAGGCCAUGCGCCGUGCGGCGUAAAGAUACACCAUCUUCUGGUACUUUGGUAGUACAGGGGUGUUCAAGGCCUGCUCCCUCACUCUGCUCCUGCAUCGGCAGAAUUGCUGCCUGACUGUUCGCUGUUCGAUGGCGCCGAAAAGUAUUUCCUGUAAAGCUGUUAGUCUUUGUUCGAAGUCGCAGUCUUGAACAACAUACGGUACAAUCUCUUCAUAUGCAGUCUGGUCCUUCUGCAUGAACUGAC
Messenger RNA from Zymoseptoria tritici IPO323, 1618 nucleotides. RefSeq lists its product as uncharacterized. Bases 271 to 1191 code for a protein of 306 amino acids. The record is from RefSeq and is a predicted model, not a curated record. Lineage: Eukaryota; Fungi; Ascomycota; Dothideomycetes; Mycosphaerellales; Mycosphaerellaceae. The transcript has a single exon.